AUGGCCCCCAGCAUAUCCCCAAACUCGGACAAGACCAAGAAGAGACCCAAAGUCAGAGGCUGUUAUCAAUGCUCGCGUCGGCGCAUAGACUGUGAUCGCCAAGAACCAGAGUGUGUCAAGUGUGUCACCAAAGGCAUCAAGUGCAGCGGCCUAGGUCUACGAUACCGCUUCAAUGAUGGUAUUGCUGCAAGGGGAAAGUUUGUCGGCAAGACUUUCCCAGUUGUAGAUAUACCAGUGACCCAAUCAACAAAAGGCAAUGACGCCAUAAUUACAAUCAACAGCCACCAAAGAGAUGACCCUUUCAGAGAGAGUGGCUACGAAAGGAUUGCCAAGAGUUCAGUUCAGACAGAUGAGGUAGUAGACGAUGCCACUGACACGACAGCCUUGGUGGUGCCAGAUAAUAGACCAAUAUCUAUCCACUGGGGUUUGGAUCACGUUGAUCCAAAGUCUAGAUUCUGUCUUGGAUACUCCCAACUAAUCGCAGUCAUCAACAUGGGCUUCAACGGCUACCGAGAUCUCAUCCUACCAAGAGCAGAAACAGAUCCCCUCGUACGAAAGGCGGUUCUUCUUGUCGUCGAACAACAUCUGUCCUUACAAAACGGCACCUCAAUAUCACUAGAUCCUGCAGCAUAUACUAGUCUCGUUCGAGAGCUUAUUUCACGAUCUCAUCAAUGCGCUCCUCAAGACGACGACUCAGCUCUCACAGCUUUACUUCUGUUGCAUAUUCGCGAGAUGAUCAGUGGCAGCGACAAUUUUAGACUUAUAUACGGGUCUUUGAGAGUUGUAGUUAACGCUCUUGCCGCAAGGUCAGAGGAUAAAAGGACUGAUCUCAGGACCUUUCUUCAAUUGCAAAUCCUCAGGUACGCCCAUCGCAAUCCUUAA
Molecule: messenger RNA, 882 nt
Organism: Fusarium pseudograminearum CS3096
Lineage: Eukaryota; Fungi; Ascomycota; Sordariomycetes; Hypocreales; Nectriaceae
Exons: 3
Coding region: 1-882 (293 amino acids)
Biological process (GO): regulation of DNA-templated transcription
Molecular function (GO): zinc ion binding; DNA-binding transcription factor activity, RNA polymerase II-specific
Source: RefSeq, a predicted model, not a curated record